UAAAAGAAAGUGUUUAUUUUAUUUAAAAAUGUAUAAACGGCAUCAAAAACCACAAAGGAAAUAAUCACUUGUUGAACUAUCAACUAACUUUAGGACUGAGUAUGAGUAUUGAGUACUGAUGUAUUUUGGUUAAUAUUCCAGUUUAAUCUUGUUUCAAACAUGUCGUGACAUGUAAACUAACCCACAGACACAGCAGCUCUGUGUUGACCAGGGAUUUUUGUGUCGUUUACUCACCAUAAUUGACACGAGCAUCAGGCCACGGAGUUCCCCUGCCUUCGUGUUGCUUCAUCCGCGUUACGGAAACGUUUCUGGUAAGACACGAGUCACAUUUAGAGUCAUUCAUUUGAUUUAUAUCGGUUUUUGAUAAAAAUAUGUUGUGAUUAUAUGCGUUUACUGAUAUCUGUAGCUGUCAAAAUGUCAUAAUUCAUCUUUUGAUCAUCACUGAGUGGUUGUUAUGAAGCUGUUUUGGCCGUUGUCCAGCGUUUAAGGAAUCUGCUUUUAAUGUUUAAUUACAGUCACUAGUAUUUAAUUAGCUUGAAAGGAAAAUCACCUUUCCUUACAGUGAAAUGUAAAAACGAAAGUCAGUUAAAGGUUUUACACGGAGACAGUGUUUGUUGUUUAAAACUCAACAAAAACUACGAAAAAUAAAUGAUUUAAGUAUAUAAAUUUAGCGCGUAAAGUGUAUAAAUCUGUGUUUUAGUUUCAGUUUAUCAUCAUUUUUCACAUUAGCUUCUUAAUUAAAGGACCACUGUAGAAUAUUUAGGUUUAAUCCAUUUAAUAUAAAAAGUCUUUCAUGUAUACUGUAUAGGUUUAAAGGGACUUGUGCCGCAAUGUCUCUACAGAAGCCCAAAUGGACAAAUCAACCAUUUCUGGUACACGAAGGCCGCGGCUGUCGGGAGCGAUGGUGGCUUAAGUGUCUUUUCACAGAUCAAGUUUUUCCUUGGAUUUCAAUCAAAGAAGAAGAAGAGGAAGUAAAAGAAGAAGAAGGAGGAGAAGGAGGACAAGUGGCUGUAAUCCCACUCUUGUGAAUAAGAGAAACCCUGUGGAUAUAAGGGAGCUCCUGUGACCGCAGUAGGGCUGGAUUCUCCCUGGUGUCAGACCUCCUGCGCCGGGUACAAGUCCUGCCUCCACCCGUCGUCACCCCUCCUGCCCCAGACCGAGUGCGACGCAGCCCACAGAUGUGUCCGGCAGCCCCUGAUGCUCGGCAGUGCUCUGGGACAUUCUGGUCGGUGGGAGAGGCUGGAGCCGCGGCCGCGCUCUAGGAUGCUGCGCCAGGUGUUGCACGCGGGCCUGAGGACCUCCUUCCACGCGCUGGGCCGCUUCGUGGCGAGCCACCCGGUGUUCUUCUCCUCGGCGCCCGUGCUCCUGUCCAUCCUGCUCGGCGCUAGCUUCAGCAGGUACCGCGUGGAGGAGGACGUGGAGAGCCUGCUUGCACCCAAGCACAGCCUGGCCAAGAUAGAGGGAAACCUGGUGGACAGCCUGUUCCCAGUGAACCGCUCCAAGCAUGCGCUCUACUCCGACCUGCAGACGCCAGGUCGGUACGGGCGCGUGAUCGUCACCACCCAAAAGGGGAGCGUGCUGGACCCGGUUCACCUUGACGACAUACUAAAGCUCCACCGGCUCAUCUACCAGAUGCAGGUCACCGUCCCGGCCACGGGCUUCAACAGCUUCAACUACUCCUUCUCGUACCUCUGCCUCCCCGACGACAAGAACGUCUGCAUCAUCGAUGACAUCAUCCGCGCCAUGGAGGAGAUCCAGUCAGCUCGCGCCGCCAACCGCUCCGUCCCCGUCCUGCGCUACCCGAUCACGCAGCUGGCCGACGGGCGGCAGGCGUACAUCGGGCACCAGCUGGGCGGUGUGCAGGGGUGGGGUCCCAGUGGUGGGGGCGGUGCUGCGCGGGGUUUGGGGAUCGGAGCGAGGAGUGAAGGCGUACGUUCGGCGCGGGCAUUGCAGCUCACUUACUACCUCCAAGCCCGCGGUGACCUGAUGGACCGCGUGGCCGGUCAGUGGGAGAAGGCCUUCUGCACGGAGCUACAGCACUUUGCAGCGCUGCAUCCAAAGCUGGGCCUUUACCCUGCCACUUCCUCGUCUCUGAGGACGGACUUCCAGUUUUCGUCGGUGCUGGCGCGCCGCCCCCUGUUGGCCAGCCUCGGGGUGUGUGGCGUGUUGGCCGUCCUCUGCUGCUCCAUGAGGGACUGCGUGAGGUCCAAACCCUGGUUGGGACUGCUGGCUCUGCUGUCAAUCACGCUGUCGGGCCUCACCGCUGCCGGCAUACUCAACCUGACCGGGGCCACGUACAACUCCACAUACCUGGGCAUCCCUUUUGUCAUGCUCGGUCACGGACUGUUCGGCUCCUUCGAGAUGCUGUCGUCGUGGCGGCGGACCCGCGAGGACCAGCACGUGAAGGAGCGCGUGGCGAGCGUCUUUGAGGAUGUCAUGCUGCGCUUCUCUGGCUCCACCAUGCUCCACUUAAUGACCCUGGGCUUAGCCGCCUCGCCGCUUACCAAUAUGGAGGCCGUCAGACUGUUCUGCCGCACCGCCGCCUUAGCCGUCACCAUCAGCUAUGUUUACACGUUGUCCUUCUACAGUUCCUGUCUCGUGUUUACGGGCUACUUAGAGACCGGAUACAGACACGGCUGCUUCUGCAGGAGAGUCCCCAAACCGGAGAGGCUGGACUCCAAACCGGCCUGGUACAGGUGUUUAAUGUACACCCGCUACCAGGACGAGACUCAAACCACCAACCCGCCGCACGGGGUCACUCACGGCCACACUCACUCGUCAAAUCCUAACCUGACGCACACGCAUGUGCACACGCACCCUCACCCUCACCCUCACCCGCAUACUGUGAACAACCCCAACUCGCACGGGCACAGCCACGUGGCCAACUCCACGCACGAACACCCGCACCCUCACACACACUCCUCGGCCAGCACGGACCCUCAUCCUCAGGACUCUCACCUUUUGCUGGGGUGUGUGAGGCGUUGCUAUGGGGACUGGAUCACAAACACUUAUGUCAAACCGUUCGUGGUUCUGCUGUAUCUGGUUUAUAUCUCGUUUGGAUUGAUGGGAUUUUUGCAGGUAUCGCAGGGUUCUGACCCUAGUGCGCUGGUUGCCAUGGAUACAAAAACAGUAUUAUACACUCGUGCCCAGCAGCGGUAUUUCAGCUCGUACUCCCCUGUCAUUGGAUUUUAUAUCUAUGAAAGUGCCCCCUACUGGAAUGCCUCAGUGCAGCGGGACCUGCUGGAAUACACCAAAGGCUUCCAAAGAAUCAGCUGGCUCGAGGCCUACCUGAACUACCUUUCGGACCGCAAUCAGUCCACCAGCCAGCCGCGGGAGAACUUCACCCGCACACUCCGCCACUUCUUCCUGCACGAGCCGCAGUUCGCCCACUUUGCGGACGACAUCAUAUUCGCUGAGCGCGGCCAGGGCGAGGAGCCCGACGUCGCCGCGUCACGGAUCUUCCUCGUGGCCAAGACGACGGAGAACAAGCGCGAGGAGAUGUCGGUGCUGCUGGACACGCUGCGGCGGCUGUCGCUGACGUCGCGCGUCCGCUUCCUAAUCUUCAACCCCUCGUUCGUCUACCUAGACCGCUACGCCGCAGCGGUUAGCUCCCCACUGAGACACUCGCUGCUGGCGGUGCUUUUCCUGCUGGGUCUGUCCUCGCUAGCCGUGGUGGAACCGCUGGUCUCCGUGUGGCUGGGCCUCACCCUGCUCUCUGUGCAGUUCGGGGUGUUGGGCUUCAUGACUUUAUGGGGCGUGGAGCUGGAUUGCAUGUCUGUGCUGUGUCUGAUCUCAGCUUUGGGAUACUCGGCAGACUGCAGCGGCCCCCUCCUCUGUGGCUUCGCCUCAGGUCGGGGCGAGAGCAGGACUCGGUGGGUGAGGGUGGCACUGGAGCGACACGGAGUUCCCUCUCUACAGACGCUCAUCUGCUAUAGCGCUGCCCUGGUGCCUGUUGGCUCCGUGCGCUCCAACCUCACACACACACUGUUCCGCUGCCUCACUCUCACCGCCGGAUGCUCAGCCCUGCACACGCUGGCAUUCCUGCCCACCCUCCUCACCUUCCUGCCACCCUCCAAAAGCCGGGGCCACCGGCCUGGAGGAGAGGGGCAGAGACAGGAGGUGGAGUGUGUUGAAAUGAACGACAGCACCAGGGUGGUCGACCAGAUCACCACUGUCUGAAAGCAUGGGUUGAAUUUGGUGUUUCCAGCCCUUUGGUCGCCAUGGAGACUGCAGGCUGGGAACCGAGCAGCCACUGCACACGGUGCAAACAAGAACUGAGGUUCCUGUGAAGAGAGGAAGAAAGGGAAAUGGGGUAGUCAGAAGUAUGGAUUGUGAUGAUUGAGAUGUAAUGGGGUUUCUAGCACAGUGUGUCCAUGGUUGCUUGUUGCUAUUGCUGUGUGGCAUGUAGAUGAUUUUAUUUUCUUCUUCCUGAGUCUGUCGAUCAGCAGUGGAGGAUCAGUCGCGAUCAGACCUGGACGUCACCGUAUGACAGAGAAAGUGCCACACUUUUCAGGUUUUUAAAACAUGCUUUAUAUCCCAAUCACAUUGUUUGGCUACUGCUAUCUAUCCACAAUAUCAAGUCGCACAAAUACAGCUAAGAUGACAUGAGGCAAUCAUGUGUAUAACUCAAGUAUUUCUACUUUAUUUCUGGGAAAAUAAAGUUAAACGAAGGGAA
Solea senegalensis (Senegalese sole) is the source of this 4675-nucleotide messenger RNA. It is a transcript of the gene ptchd1, whose product is annotated as patched domain containing 1. Gene Ontology annotation, cellular component: synapse; plasma membrane. Lineage: Eukaryota; Metazoa; Chordata; Actinopteri; Pleuronectiformes; Soleidae. Gene Ontology annotation, biological process: chemical synaptic transmission; cognition. The transcript has 6 exons. The coding region runs from base 1198 to 4179 and encodes 993 amino acids. The record is from RefSeq and is a predicted model, not a curated record.